Molecule: messenger RNA, 1074 nt
Organism: Cylindrotheca closterium
Lineage: Eukaryota; Bacillariophyta; Bacillariophyceae; Bacillariales; Bacillariaceae
Source: the annotation of a GenBank genome assembly
AUGGGUAAUACAGCAACAUCCGAAGCUAAUGACGAGGACGACUUUGCCGAGUUUGAUGGAAUUGAAACCUUGGGAUAUAGAGUAUUGGGUGUGCAGCCAGAGUCUCCAGCGGCAAAGGCUGGUCUUGUCAGUUUCUUUGAUUUUAUAGUGGGAGCGAAUGGGGAAAUGUUGCUUGGAAGUGGUCAAGAAUUGGAGGAAGGGGAGGAAUACGAUGAUAUUGACUUUCCAAUGCUCCUGAAAGAGAACAAGGGAAAGCCUGUUGGUCUGUUGGUUUGGAAUAUCAAGUGUCAGGAAAAGCGAGAAGUGGAGUUGAUACCAAACGACGAUUGGCCGGGUGCUGGUUUACUUGGCGUUACCAUCCGACUGGACAACUACGGUGGAGCGGACGAGCGCCUCAUCAAGGUUCUAUCGGUAGAAGAAAAGUCACCAGCGUCGAUAGCAGGACUGGUACCAAUGCGAGACUUUUUGCUUGGAACCACGAUUGUCUCGUUUGCUUCUACAGAUGUAUUGGCAAAUACGUUGAAUGAAAAUUAUGAGGAGGUGGUCGAAAUCUACGUCUACAAUUCCGAAUCUGAUAUUGUUCGAGUGGUAGCGUUAAUGCCAACGACAAAAUGGAGAAGAGGGGGCGGUAUGCUUGGUGCUGAAGUUGGCACUGGAUAUCUGCAUCGUCUUCCACACAGUUGUCGCACCACCGUUGGGCAAUCGGUCGAACGAAAGGUCCGGGCAGCAGAGGUCCACCAAAAUGAUGACAAGCCACAAAAGGUGCCGGUCAUGGAAUCUCAUUUGGAAAUGGAGAUCGAACAAGGAACCACAGGUCCUGAGAGUAUGGCCAAACAACCUCAUGAACUUGGCACUGUUGAGACGUCGCCGCAAGCACCCACGGAUCAACAUGACACCCGAGGAAAAUUACCAGCGGGUAUUCCACCGCCGCCCAAAGCACAAGGUGCCGAUUCUGCUGCACCAACCACCCCGGCGAAACCUUUUCCACCAGCAAAUAUUGACGAAUCGAUACGAGGAGGGGAACAAAGAGCGAAAUUCGCGGGUUUGCCAACUCCACCCCAAAUGAAGUAUUAA